Molecule: messenger RNA, 4255 nt
Organism: Puntigrus tetrazona (Sumatra barb)
Lineage: Eukaryota; Metazoa; Chordata; Actinopteri; Cypriniformes; Cyprinidae
Gene: yap1
Product: Yes1 associated transcriptional regulator
Exons: 8
Coding region: 403-1728 (441 amino acids)
Biological process (GO): positive regulation of transcription by RNA polymerase II; hippo signaling
Cellular component (GO): nucleus; cytoplasm
Molecular function (GO): transcription coactivator activity; transcription corepressor activity; protein binding
Source: RefSeq, a predicted model, not a curated record
UUGAGAGAAGAAAAAAAAAAGUUAGUUAGGUUAGUGAGAGGGCUGUGAUUUUCAACGCGCAGUACAGUCAUUACCAAUGUCUGCGUUAGAGGAGCCGUAAGUUUUGGGGAAAGUCACGCGGACAGCGCUUUUAAAGAGCUCAGACACUUCAGAAGAAGUUUAAACGACAAAGUUUGGUAGAUAUGCGCGUUUCCACAUUUAUUGGGGUGUUCUCGGGAAGCAGAAAAACACAGCGCUGCCAACUUUUUUUCGCAAGGCUUGGAUAAUUAACAAAGCGGACGGACAGAAAACAGCUUUGAGCUGUUUGGAUUUAAAGUCUGGGCGUUUUAUGGUUGCGGCCGAUUUUUAAGGUUUCUGCCUUUUCAGUCGGAUAGAAAGCGGAGCUGCGUUUUAUCUGGAGUCAUGGAUCCGAGCCAGCACAACCCUCCUGCCGGCCAUCAGAUCGUCCAUGUUCGGGGAGACUCCGAGACCGAUCUGGAGGCUCUUUUUAAUGCUGUGAUGAACCCGAAAAACAACAUCCCCCCCUCCGUGCCGAUGAGGCAGAGAAAGCUGCCGGCCUCGUUCUUCAAGCCGCCAGAGCCAAAGUCCCACUCCAGACAAGCCAGCACGGAUGCAGGUACUGCUGGUACCCUCACGCCCCAGCACGUCAGGGCACACUCCUCACCCGCCUCCCUGCAGCUGGGUGCAGUUUCUCCCGGCACGCUGAGCAGCAUGGGUCCAGCAAACGCCCCACCUCAGCACCUCCGCCAGUCUUCUUACGAAAUACCCGACGAUGUGCCACUGCCCCCGGGCUGGGAGAUGGCCAAGACCCCUUCGGGCCAGAGAUACUUCCUAAACCAUAAUGACCAGACGACCACCUGGCAGGAUCCACGUAAGGCCCUCCUUCAGAUGAACCAGGCCGCCCCGGCCAGCCCAGUGCCUGUGCAGCAGCAGAACAUCAUGAACCCUGCCUCAGGUCCUCUUCCUGAUGGUUGGGAGCAAGCUAUUACCUCAGAAGGAGAGAUCUACUACAUCAAUCACAAGAACAAAACCACCUCUUGGCUGGACCCACGACUUGACCCGCGUUACGCUAUGAACCAGCAGCGAAUUUCCCAGAGUGCUCCAGUGAAGCAAGGCUCCCAGUUGCCCUCCAGUCCGCAGAGUGGAGUCCUGGGUGGAAACAACCAGAUCAGACUGCAGCAGAUCCAGAUGGAGAAAGAGAGGCUGAGAAUCAAACAAGAGCUCCUUCGCCAGAGACCCCAGGAGCUCGCCCUGAGAAACCAGCUGCCCACCAGCAUGGAGCAGGACGGCGGCACUCAAAACCCUGUGUCCUCACCCAGCAUGGGGCAAGACGCACGUAACAUGACCACCAACAGCUCGGACCCGUUCUUGAACAGCGGGACGUAUCACUCCAGAGACGAGAGCACGGACAGCGGCCUGAGCAUGAGCAGUUACAGCGUCCCCCGCACUCCAGACGACUUCCUCAACAGCGUGGACGAGAUGGAGACAGGCGAUACCCUCGGCCCCAGCCCGAUGGCAACACAGCCCAGCCGUUUCCCCGACUACCUAGACGCCAUCCCGGGCACAGACGUGGACUUGGGCACCCUGGAGGGGGAGAGCAUGGCAGUGGAGGGCGAGGAGCUGAUGCCCAGCCUGCAGGAAGCCCUGAGCUCCGACAUCCUCAACGACAUGGAGUCAGUGCUGGCAGCUACCAAGAUCGACAAGGAGAACUUUCUGACCUGGCUAUAGAGCGCCGGGAUCCAGCACUACGCCUUCUCUUCCAACACGCUGAACUGCUGCCUAAUCCAAUCUGUGAAGGAUGUGUAGAUGCGCCGAGUUGAGAAAAGAAAAGAAAAGACAUUUCACCCUACUGGACUGGUUUUUUUUCGAUAUCUUCUGUUCGCUACGUUUGGCCGAAUUGGUUUUAAAAGCAGUGGUAUUUUAACCGUCGGGCUUCUUUUUGUUUUACUUACGUCUUUUUUUUUUUUUUCAUGUCUGCAUCCUCAAGGCUGGCCCAUGAACAGACAAGUAUCCACAAGUACCCAAAUCUCUUUCACGGCUGUACUGCGUGCAAAGUAUGCGAAUGUGAAGUAGUGUGCGCGAAGUGUCGUUUCGAGGGCUCCGAGAGAAAUAAAGACAGACGAACCCCCGAAAUCAACUCACCGCAACCUCCCGUGACUGCAGCGUCCCAAGAUCUCAGCUCGCCCUACAACUGACUGUCUUUUUUUUUUUUCGUUGUUGUUUUUCCUCGUACGGCAAUGAGCCUGAGAAACCAAAAAGCGUUGAGGAGGUCGUCUGUACGUGAUGGGAUUGCGAUUUGAAAGGUCUAUACCGUAAAGGGUUUUAACGUGUGGCUUUGGUUAAACGAAUACUGCUGCUUGGCUGUGCCAGCAUAUCACACUAGAAACUGUGUAAUCAAGUGCCUUCAGACAAACAAAAAAAAAAAAAAAAAAAAGAUUGAGACAUGUUCCUGUCGUUUUUACGCUAGAGAUCAUAGAUCAAAUGUACGUACUCGCUUCAUUAAUCAAAGUAUAUUUCUUUCAAAGGUUUUAUAAAAAAAAUAUUAUGUUGGGAAUUAGGGUUUGAUUUCUCUUCUUUUUCUUCUUUAAAGAACCCUAGCCUCUUUGCGUGUUAGUUUUAUUUAAGCCUGAUUUUGUUUUCGCGAGGGUUAUGGCAUUCACGUGUGAUCAAAUACAAAUCGGGUCUGUUUUUGCUCUCAUUUUAACCGUUUUCUACAGAACAAGUAUUCUAAGAGCUGCCUUACAGUACAUGAACCGAUUGGCCAAGAACACUAACUAGGUGGACGCUAUCAUUUCCGCUACAUCGUAACCGGUCUGAGGUGAGGGGGUCGUUUGGUUUCGUUAGCGAUAGCUUUUUAUCUUACGAUUUUAGUAUCUCAGUCGAUGUUGUUGUUGUUGCUUACUUGCUAAUUUUAGUGAAAAUCUCUUCUUCUUUUUUUAACCCAAAAGCAAUGAACAAAAUAUCAAGGGCACUUUGAUCAACAGACAGACAUCUCUGAUAUGAGCUCCAGUAGAGUCUGUGCCAGUCAUGUUGAUGGAGUUUGGGACAGGAAAAGGAAGGUUCUGAUACGUUUAGAUGGAUAGAUGAGCACGUCUUGAGGGUUAGUGCUAUAGAUUAGCUGUUAGCUUGGAUUGGAAUUUGGUAACUGUGGAUAUGAGCGAUAGAGUAGACUUUUAUGGAAACAAUCAGUUAUCGUUUCUGUCAGGACUUCUUCGAGGCUUCCAAAGACUUGUUUUUUUUGUUUGUUAGUAACGGACAAAAUAAUUUAUCGUACUUUUAUGUAGGACAUAAGCUAAUGAGAAAAGGUCUAAUUGAUUUUUGAGGAGAUUUCUAAUGAAGCGAGAUUUGACAGGUCCUCUUAUGCUGGUUCUAAUAAAACGCAUUAGGCAGGUUACCUAGGUUUACGUUUUUUCACUAGAGCAGAACACUACAGGGACUUUGUCCAUUACAGAUUCGCUGCAGACGCUUGGAAUUCAGUAAUAUGAAUAUUUCCUCUUGUUUACAAUAUACGGAUACCUUUACACUACAUAAUGGCUCAGUAACUGGCCCGUAAAUGUGUGUUGUACUGAUUUUUUUAUUUUCUUUAAAAAAAAAUGUAAAAAAAAAAAUGCAUUUUUAUCAGUAUAAUGUCUGUGGUCUGUUGGGGUGAAUAUACCGCUAUGGUUUUUAAUUCAAUUGCCUCGGUAAGCAAAAAUUUUAUGGUCAAAUUUUAUGAUCAGAAACCUCAAGCUAGGCCAUAGUAUUGAAAGUUAGAGGUUGUAGAGGAAAAUGGAAAAAAAAAGAUGAGCUAAGAGAAAUAUAUUUUUGCAAACAUAGUAUUGAUGGCAGACUCUAGUGGGGUAAAACAGUGUUGGAGAGAGCAAUGCAACAAAAUGUUUUAUGAAUUGUGGGUACAGUGAUGGUAUUGCACGUUUCUAGAACAUUGACUAAAAUGUGUAUGUCACUUAAACAUGAUUUUAUGCUUGCUUAGUGUGCAACUGUUCAGAAUAUAUAGUACCCGUUUACUUUCUUUUUUUUUUUUUUGUAGUGGUAGUACUAAUCACACAAGUUAAUGGAUUGGUAUUUAGAUUUCUUUUAAAUGCACCCAGAAUGAAUUUAUAUCCAUUUAUUAUGAUCUCUUUUUUUUUUUUUUUUUUUUUUUUUUUUUAAAUCAAUGUAUGUGCAUGUACCUUAGAACCUUAAGUUCUGUUACAUUAUAUCUCUUUACAUGUUACUUUAAAAUUGGCCUGGAAUAAAGUAUAUACUUUGGUAGUUA